AUGCCUCGUUUUCUGGACACUCUCACGGGAAACUUCGUUUGGACGGAUAAUCCGCAGACGGUCGUAUAUGCCAUUCUGUCCCACACGUGGAGAUCGCUCUCAGACAAGAUCAAGCGCGCCUGCGAGGUUGCGCGGAAUGCCGGAUACCGUCUCAUCUGGAACGACGCUUGCUGCAUCGACAAAUCGAGCAGCGCCGAGCUUACCGAGGCAAUCAAUUCGAUGUUCGAGUUGUACAAGAACGCCGACAUUUGCUACACCUUUCUCGCGGACGUCCCGGACGGCGACAUCCCCAGUGACAUCUCCUCUCAAUUCCGAAGCAGCCGAUGGCACACUCGGGGUUGGACGCUGCAAGAGCUCAUCGCGCCGAAGCGGAUGGUCUUCCUGACGAAGUCGUGGCACUUCGCCAUCCUGACAGGGAGGGUCGCGCUGGACUCCAUCAGCGCUGCGCGGAGGAUGUCCUGGGCUAGUGGGAGACAAACUACGCGUGUCGAGGAUAGGGCAUACUCCCUGAUGGGG
Molecule: messenger RNA, 516 nt
Organism: Trametes versicolor FP-101664 SS1
Lineage: Eukaryota; Fungi; Basidiomycota; Agaricomycetes; Polyporales; Polyporaceae
Product: HET-domain-containing protein
Exons: 3
Source: RefSeq, a predicted model, not a curated record